UGGAUGGGACUUGCUCAUCAUUCAGAACAAAGAUGGCAGAUGGGGAUCCUAGUACGAAGGAGCUAAGCUUGAUGGAUAGGCAAAUCACAAGCCUUUUGAACAUUGCCUUGAACUCAGGCCUCCAUUCAAUCAAUUUGCACUGUAAUCACAUUCUUAAGAUUGAAGGCCUUGCUCACCUCCAACGAUUACAGUAUUUGGACCUGUCAUCCAACCUAAUAUACAAGAUUGAAGGACUCGAUUCUCUCAUACAUCUUCAAAGCCUGAAUUUGUCCUGCAACAAACUCACAAAAAUAGAAGGGCUGCCUAAGUUAUUAAAUCUCAGGAAGCUGAAUUUAUCGUAUAAUCGCAUAUAUGACCUUAGAGGAUUAAUUCUGCUACACGGAUGGAAUCACAAACUUAGCCACCUUUAUCUCCAUGGCAACUGCAUUGAUAGCAUGGACCAUGUGCUACAGAGCAUGGUGGGAUUACAGUCUUUAUCUCACCUGACAUUUCAGCAGGACGGCAAAGGCAACCCUCUUUGUUUUGCACCAGGAUACAGAGAUGUGGUUCUGGGAAACCUGCUACAGUUAAAAGCCCUGGAUGGUGUUAGUAGGUCAGGGGAGGCUGUUCCUGGGUUUGAUGUAGAUUCGUUAGACGUCCCCAAUCUGGACUUCCUGGAAUAUUUGACCACCUGUGAUGAUGAUGAUUAUGAUCCUGGCAGCAAGGACUCCACAAGUGGUCCUGUCAUAACACCUCGAAUUGAUCAGGUUUUAUCGCAGUAUCGAAAAAGGCCUGUUGCCCCAGGUCCAGGGUACUUAAGUAGUUGUAUAGAUGCUACAACUUCAUCAGAGCAAGAGUCCACCAGCAUGCUGCGUGAAAUGAGGAUUAAGAAUUUGGAGGAGCAGUUAUCGGAGCUCCUAAAGGCUCCACAACCCAAGCCAGAAACUAUUCCAAAACCCAAGCGAGACACGGACCUCACAACUGAAAGUGAUUUUGAAAGUGAAAAGGAAAAUGUAAAGACCUCUGUAACUAAAAGGAGCAAAAUUCCAGCUCGUAGGAACAUCCAGACACAAAAACAAAAGAGUCAUCAGCAAUUAAAGACCCGAAGUGUAACUAGUGUAUCUAAGCAGAGUGCAGCCAGGAAGCAGAAGAGUCCCAGUCCUCACAGGAAAGCGCAGAGUCCCAGCAGUGGAUCGUCGGAAAGGACAAAUACAGACGGUACGGGACAGGUCUCCGCACGACUUGCUGGGCCUUUGAGAUCUCUGCAAAGACGGCUAGAACCGUCAAUGUCCAAUGCAGCGGAGGAAUCUACAUACAGGGCACUUGUUCAAGAAUUAGAUCAGGAAAGAGAGCGGCGAUGGAAAGCUGAACAGAUUGUUGUAAAGUUAACAGAAAAUAUCAAAGAGUUGCAAAGUCAGGCUAAGGAGGAGAAAGACAUAAACAGCAUGGCUGUAAAUGCCACUGAUCGGAUUAAAGAAUUACUUCUGAAGGAAAAAAAUGCAAAAUGUACAUUGCAAGCACUUGUGCACCAGUUAAAGGAAGAAAACGAGAGGCUUACCGAUAAAAUAAAACAGUCUGCUGGUAAAGAAGAAGAAUAUCAGAAAGCACUUAGAAUGAUGGAAGAUGCAAUGUCCAAAUUAGAAACACAGAAACUCCAGCAGGAAGCCCUGCAGAUGAAACACACGCAGGAAGCAGACCGCAAGGUAACCGCCUCCCAGAGAGAAAUUGAGUUGCUUCGAGGAUCUAUGCGUCAGCACAAAGACAAAGUCCAACAGCUCCAUGAACUGCUUACAUCAAGGGAGCAGGCACACAGAAUGGAGCUGGAGGCAAGAGUGGCAUUAAAUGGGCCUGAAUUCCAGGGAGCUGUGGCCAAGGAACUAUCCAGAGAAGAGCAACAUCAUAACCAGCAGAUGAAAGAGUACCAAGAGAAGAUGGGCGUGCUGUCACAGCAGUAUGCUGAUCUAGAAGAUGAAUUCCGUGCUGCUCUGGUUAUUGAAGCAGGAAGAUUUAAAGAGGUGAAAGAUGGCUUUGACAAUGUCACAGCAGAGUUAGCAGAGCAUAAGGAAGCUCUCUCCCGCAUCCGAAUGAAAGAGAAGCAGUCGGCAAGUUUAAUCCGGGAGCUUACCACUAUGGUGAAGGAACAGAAGACGAGGAUUGCAGACACCACCAAAACAAAACAAGAAAUCAUCAAAGAUCUAAAAAGUAAAAUACGCAGCCUAGAGAUGGUGGCAGAAGAAGAUAAACAAAAAACUCUUCAAAUUCAGCUUCUAAAACAAGAAAAAUCCAAACUCAUUUCACAGCUCACUGCCCAGGAGUCACUGAUCGAUGGAUUAAAAGCUGAAAGGAAAAUCUGGGGACAAGAACUUACCCAACAAGGUGUCUCUCUGGCUCAGGAUAGAGGAAGGCUUGAAGCUAAAAUUGAAGUCUUUUCUACAGAGAUAGAAGCUUUGAAAAAGCAAAAUGAGCGUGACAAUGAUGCAUUGAGGAUUAAAACGAAAAUGGUUGAGGAUCAAACAGAGACCAUUAGGAAGUUAAAAGAAGGUCUGCAAGAGAGGGAUGAACGCAUCAGAAAGCUGCAUACACAAAAUCUUGAGAUGGAGAAAGCAUUAAGAGAACAGAAUGAUGAAAGGGCAAUACAAUUACAUGAGCUGAAAGAAAAGCUGGGAAGGCAAACGGAAAGAAAGGAGGAAAUCAAGCUGCAGCUAGAAGAGAAGGAGGCUGAGCUGGAAGAUGUGAAGAAAGCUUAUAGUGCAAUGAAUAAGAAGUGGCAGGAUAAAGCAGAAUUAUUAAGCCAGCUUGAAACACAAGUCAGGCAGAUGAAAGAGAAUUUUGAUGCCAAGGAGAAGCGGCUGGUUGAAGAGAGAAACAAAAGCCUUCAAAACCAGAAGGUUGUAAUGGAAAAACUUCAUUCUGUGGAUGAUGCAUUCCGAAGACAACUGGAGUCUAUCCUGGCUGCUCAUCAAGCUGAACUUAUUAAAGUAGCCAGUGAGAAACAGAAAGAAGUGGAAUCAGCAAAUGAAAGAGUUUACCAAGUAGAAGAAGAAAUGCGGCAGCUUUUACAAGAAACGGCUAACAGUAAGAAAGCCAUGGAGGAAAAGAUAAAGCGGCUCACUAAUGCACUAAGUGACAUUCAGGACCAUUUCUAACAUUUCAGCAGAGUGACCGGAGAUGUUAUGCUGCUAAACAAUUUCAAGUUGCAUCUGUUUAUAGGUGUGUUAGUAGUUUAAAGGAUAUCUGUAUUAAGAGAGAUAUGCAGGCUGCCAUUGUUG
Nanorana parkeri is the source of this 3248-nucleotide messenger RNA. RefSeq names its product leucine rich repeat and coiled-coil centrosomal protein 1 (gene LRRCC1). Gene Ontology annotation, cellular component: cytoplasm; centrosome. The transcript is spliced from 20 exons. The coding region runs from base 33 to 3125 and encodes 1030 amino acids. Gene Ontology annotation, molecular function: protein binding. The record is from RefSeq and is a predicted model, not a curated record. NCBI's taxonomy places the organism in Eukaryota, Metazoa, Chordata, Amphibia, Anura, Dicroglossidae.